CCUGGAGCCCAGCCAGCCUCUGCCCUGGAAAAAAAACAGCCCGGGUGUCGGUGGAUGUCAGCUCCGCUUCCUGUGGGCUCCUGGCCUGCCCACCCUGUGAAGGGCAGACAACAAUCCUCAGCUGCAAAACUCUGUGUGUCAGGCACUGUGGUCUCAUCCGUCCACAGUCUCACCUGGAGGUAGGAGACGCCAUGACCGCCACACUCACCGCCCUGCUCUGUAUUGGGCUGAGUCUGGGCACCAGGACCCGAGUGCAGGCAGGGACCCUCCCCAAACCCAGGCUCUGGGCUGAGCCAGCAGCUGUGAUACCGAGGGGGGAACCUGUGACUCUCUGGUGUGAGGGGCCUCCGGGGGCCCAGGAGUACAGUCUGUACAAACAGGGAAGUCAAGUGCCCUGGAAAAGACAAACAUCCCUGGAACUCAAGAAUGGGGCCAACUUCUCCAUCCCAUCCAUGAGAGAAGGUGAUGCAGGGCACUAUCACUGUUACCAUCGCAGCCCUGCUGGCUGGUCACAGCACAGUGAGCCCCUGGAGCUGGUGGUGACAGGAUGCUACAGCAAACCCAGCCUCUCAGCCCUGCCCGGCCCUGAGGUGACCUCAGGAGGGAGCGUCACCCUCCAGUGUGCCUCAUGGCAGGGAUAUGACAGGUUCAUUCUGACUAAGGAAGGAGGAGACAAGCUCUCCUGGUCCCUGGACUCACAGAAAAGCCUCGCUGGGCAGGUGCAGGCCCUGUUCCAUGUGGAUCAUCUGACCCCCAGGCAGAGGUGGACAUUCAGAUGCUACGGCUGUUACAGUAAUAAACCCCAAGUGUGGUCAAGUUCCAGUGACACCCUGGAGCUCCUGGUCUCAG
This is a messenger RNA of Chinchilla lanigera (long-tailed chinchilla), 849 nucleotides long. Its product is annotated as leukocyte immunoglobulin-like receptor subfamily A member 6. NCBI's taxonomy places the organism in Eukaryota, Metazoa, Chordata, Mammalia, Rodentia, Chinchillidae. Gene Ontology annotation, molecular function: inhibitory MHC class I receptor activity. The record is from RefSeq and is a predicted model, not a curated record. Gene Ontology annotation, biological process: cytokine-mediated signaling pathway.